Messenger RNA from Arabis nemorensis, 360 nucleotides. The record is from the annotation of a GenBank genome assembly. NCBI's taxonomy places the organism in Eukaryota, Viridiplantae, Streptophyta, Magnoliopsida, Brassicales, Brassicaceae.
AUGGAGAAAUCUAAGGGGAGAAAGGAGGAGGUCGUUACAAGGGAGUACACUAUCAAUCUCCACAGGCGUCUCCACAGCUGCACUUUCAAGAAGAAGGCACCCAAUGCUAUUAAGGAGAUUAGGAAGUUUUCAGAGAAAGCAAUGGGAACUAAAGAUGUAAGAGUUGAUGUGAAGCUCAACAAGCAGAUAUGGAGCAGAGGAAUCCGAGGUCCUCCAAGGAGAAUCAGAGUGCGUGUUGCCCGCAAGAGAAACGAUGAUGAAGAUGCAAAGGAGGAGUUUUACUCGCUCGUCACUGUUGCUGAGAUCCCACCAGAAGGUUUGUCUGGUUUGGGAACCAAAGUCAUCGAUGAAGACGAGUGA